CGAUAAAAGAAUCCAUGUUGUUUAUUCGCACGAGGAUGAGUCCGCAUCCUCAUGCAAGUUUUUGCUAUUUUAUACGUUUCAGAUCUGCAAAAGCUUCAACUUUCCUUCUCUGUCCACAGUCCAAAUGAGAAGUCAAAUGUUUUCUCAGCUUGUCUUGAUCCAACUACUCACCAUCUACUGUAGAAUUAAUGAAGUAGUGGCAGCUAAUUCUAGUAAAUGUCUUCAGGAUCAGAAGAUGUUGCUGUUGCAGCUCAGAACUAAUCUUACUUAUGAUUCUGAAAUAUCCACCAAGCUGGUGAAGUGGAAUCAGAGGAUUGACUGCUGUCAAUGGCAGGGCAUCACUUGCAAUGGUGCAGGUCAAGUUAUCGGUCUUGACCUUACUGAUGAAUUGUUCUCAGGCAGUAUCCAUCCGUUAGCAAAUCUUAAAUUUCUAUCUGUAAUCCGUCUUGACCGGAACAAUUUAUCUGCUCCAAUUCUAGACUUCUUUUUGGACUUAUCCAAUCUAACUGUCUUGAGUCUAAGAUCCUGCAACUUGAUAGGACAAGCACCUCAGAAGAUAUUCCAGGUACCAACUCUGCAGACUAUUGACUUGUCACAAAAUGAAAUGCUUGGAGGUUCUUUACCUGAAUUUCCUUCAAAUGGAUCUCUACAAACUCUGGUUCUAAGCAAUACAGGAUUCUCAGGAAGUAUACCCACGUCCAUUGAGAACCUUAGCAUAUUGUCACAAGUUGACCUUAGUUUAUGUAAUUUUAAAGGUCCAAUUCCGUCUUCUAUGGUAAAAUUAACCAAACUUGUUUAUCUGGAUUUCGACCGGAAUAGCUUCACGGGUUCAUUUCCAUCUUUUAAGCUGUCCAAAAACCUCAGUUAUAUUAACUCAGCAAGAAAUUAUUUGACAGGAAUAUCAUCCGACUGGGAAGGCUUUGAGAAUCUUGAAGGACUCGACUUGAGUAACAAUUCUAUUUCUGGGCCCAUUCCAGCAUCAUUGUUUUACCUCCCCUCACUUUCAGGUUUAGAUCUGUCCAACAACAAAUUUUCUGGCCAAAUAACUGAACUACAAAAUGUGACUUCUCCACUAACAGAUCUUGACUUGAGUGCCAACAAAUUGGAAGGGCCAAUACCUGAGUUUUUUUUUGAGCUGCACGAUCUCUUAGAUCUUGAACUUUCAUCCAACAAUUUCAAUGGUACUGUGCAGUUGAAGAAGUUCACAGAGCUUAAUAAGCUCGUAAAUCUUGAUCUUUCCCACAACAGUUUAUCAGUUGACACAAAUAUAAGUGAAUCGGAACUUUCCUUGCUCCCCCAGCUGAACAGUUUAAUGAUGGGAUCAUGCAAUCUGCAGAAUCUCUCCUUCCUCAAGAACCAAUCCAGAUUGUCUAUGUUAGAUCUCUCAAACAACAAACUCACUGGUGAAAUACCAAACUGGUUGGUGGAGAUCACUGAUGGACUUCUCCGUUUUCUGAAUCUUUCUGUCAAUCAAUUCACGCAUUUUCAAGAACCUUAUAGAUUUGGCCGUCUAAAUUUCCUUGAUCUGCAUUCAAAUCUACUCACUGGGGUUAUUCCAUUACCACCACGUGCAGCUGCUUAUAUUGACUUCUCCAACAAUAAUUUUGCUACUAUGAUACCGCCUGACUUUGGCAAUUAUCUUGUAACUGCUUGGUUCCUCUCAAUUGCAAACAACAAAGUUAUUGGCAGUAUUCCUUCUUCAAUCUGCAAUGCGCGCUAUCUUGAAGUACUUGAUUUGUCUAACAAUACUUUGAAUAGCACAAUACCGCCAUGUUUAGCAGAAAAGAGCAACACGCUGAAAGUACUGAACCUGGGAAAGAACAAUCUCUCAGGAAAUAUACCUCGAGAGUUUUCUCAUAAUUGUCAAUUACAGAGCCUUGACCUCAGUCAGAAUUACUUAACAGGUGAGCUUCCUCGAUCUUUAUCCAACUGCACAAAUCUGAAGCUAAUAAAUCUGGGAAACAACAAGAUUAGGGAUACCUUCCCCUGCUGGUUGAGGAACUUAUCCAAUUUGCGUGUACUUGCAUUACGUUUUAAUGGUUUCCAUGGGAACAUUGAUUGCUCUAGAGUGAGUUCCAACUGGACAGCUCUUCAAAUCAUCGACCUAGCUUCCAAUAAUUUAGGGGGCAUUCUGUCCCGAAAUUCAUUCUUGGAGCUAAAUGCAAUGACUGUUGACCCAGCUGUGGCGCAUUCACGCUUUGAUCACUUGCACUUUGAGUCUAUAUCUGUUAGGCCAAUUUACUAUCAGGACACAGUCGGUCUUUUUCUUAAAGGACAAAACGUUAAAUUGGAAAAGAUCCCUGUUUUCUUCACCUCCAUUGACUUUUCAAGUAACAAUUUUGUGGGGGACAUACCAGAGACAGUUGGAGAUCUCAAAUCACUUUAUCUUCUCAAUAUUUCACACAACAAUCUCACAGGUCAAAUCCCUCCAGCAGUUGGAAAUUUGAAGCUAUUGGGAUCACUGGAUCUCUCUUCAAACAAGUUGGGUGGAAACAAGGGGCUAUGUGGGUUUCCGCUGAACAUAACUUGCAAAAACAAUUCAGCAGUGGCACCUUCAGAGCCAGAAUUUGAGGAGGAGAAAUUAUUUUCAAUGACGGAGGUUUAUGUCAGCGUUAUGUUAGGAUUUGUUGUUGGUAUUGGCAUCAUCUUUCUACCACUUUUAUUCUCUAAAAGGUGGAAACAGUCGUACAACAAACUAAUUGAUGGAUUGAUUUUAAGGAUAUUUCAGCAGCAAGAUCAAGACGGGAGAACUAGUAAAAGCAUUAGCGAAGCAUCUCGGAAGAAGGCAGCGGGGAAAUCAAGAGGCAGUCAUUAAGUUCACAAGAUGAUUGCAGAGAAAGGUUUUUGCUUCUUAUUCUAUUGCAGUCCUUUUGCUUGAACAAAGGACUUCCCUGCAGUAUGCUCUUACUAUUACUUCUAAUUGUUUCCACUCUGAGUUACCAUAUUUCCUUACCUCUCAUGAUUCAUCUUUGUUGCUUCUUACAUAUGAUAGCAAAGUAGUUUGCCUACCCAUAAGAUAAAAGCUACAAGAGAAAAUGUAAUCUCGAUUUAUACUUUGUACUUGUAGGCAACACUCAGUGCAUAGUUAUAAUGAACCUGAUAACUAUUACCGACUAAAAUGGCUCCUGCACGUUUUUUUCCUGAAAGUGAAUAAUUUAGAGGCAGUUUAGAACUAGUAUUGCAGCAAGUAGAUAAAGAAUGUACUGAUGGAAAUGCAUGUAACAUUCUCAAAAGUAAACUAAAGCACAGCAUUGUCAGAAGCCAAAAAAAGAAAAGUAUUGCCUCAGGCAGGGGCGAAUUUAGGGGGGCGGAGGGGGAUCCGAAUCCCCUUCGCCGAAAAAUUACAUUGUAUAUAUAAGGCAAAAUCUAUUUUUUACCUUUAUAUAUUAAGUUUUGAAAUCCCUUGGCACAGUCCAAAAGUGUAGCUUAGUGGUCAAGGGGUUCAAAAUCUUUGAAAGGUCAUAGGUUCAAUUCCCACUAGCUAUGAUCUUUUUUUUCUUGAACCCCCUUCGCGAAGAUCCUGCCUCCGCCACUGGCCUCAGGUCAACUUCGAAGAAGCAUUUCAACAAGCACCUGCUCGGCAUAGACAGGUCAGAGCUGAAUUUAUGCAACAAAAUUCAGAAUUGAACUCUUAGAAUAUGGUCUCAUUAUAUUGAAAAAGGCAUAAAAGGAUAAGUUUCAAAUCUCCAGCAACUCACAAAAUAAAAGUAGUUACAUUCAUUAAGGAUGCUGCUAGGCAGACAUUGAUUUUCGUCAAUGAUUAGUCAAGAGCAGACCCAAAUGUUUUUUUCCAUAAAUUAUGAGUGUCAAAUUUAUGUUUUUUAUUUUAUUAACUAAGUCAUUUUCUACCGGAACACUUUUACUCUAUCUUUACUGCACCAUUUUAACACGUCCAACUGACAUGGCAAAUAACUUUUGAGCGCGUGAACAUUAAAAAUAUACUGACAAAAAUUAUUUCAACGGUAAAAUACACCCUUCCCUAUUAUAUAAUUAAACCUUCAUUAGUUCCUCGCCCUUUCCUUAAAUCCAGCCCUAUUUCUUUACCCUUUUCUUGAUUUUCUAGUUUAAAAAUUCUAUUCUUCUCUCCAAAUUGAACGUAGUGUCGCCUGAGUGUUCGUAUCUUGGCUUAAGCUCUCAAUUAUGUCUCUCACACCAAGAGUCGAUUCAUGCCGGUGUGGUCAUGAAUGUCAAUUGAAAACUUCAGUCUCCAUCUAAUCCUGGAAGGAUGUUCUAUGGUUGCAAAAUAGAAAAGGUAAGUGAUAUUAAUUAUUUUUACUAUGUUGUCCCCAAUUUUAGUUUGAAUCAAUUUUUUCGUUUGAAGGACAAAGGGGAUGUAAUUAUUUUAGGUGGGUUGACGACGAGUUUCCUAGCCAAGCGAAUAGGGUUAUUUGGGGUUUAUUGAACAGGGUCAAAGUUUUUGAAGAAGAAAGGGCUCGACCAAGAAUAUGGAGGAAGAAAUUGGCUUCUAUUAUAGUAAUAAUGCUAAUUAUUUUGGUUUGCUACUGUGUUCGUUGAUAGUUGAUAGUUGAAGUUGUUGUGGUUUUGCUCAUGGUUGGAAUAGUUGUUGUAUUUUGUGUCUUAGCUGCUCUAUUUUGUGUUUGUACUGGUGGUUGAUAUAUUUUGGGUGUAUCUAGU
Molecule: messenger RNA, 4635 nt
Organism: Nicotiana tabacum (common tobacco)
Lineage: Eukaryota; Viridiplantae; Streptophyta; Magnoliopsida; Solanales; Solanaceae
Product: receptor like protein 27-like
Molecular function (GO): protein binding
Source: RefSeq, a predicted model, not a curated record